AUGAAGGGCAUGGGGUUCCAAUAUACCAAACGAGGAGAAAAUAGACAUUUGUUCAGAGAAGAGAAGACUAUGGUCAAUCACAGAUGUGCCUACCUGAGACAGAUACGUGAGUACAGAGAACUGGGCUUUGACAUUGUGUAUACUGAUGAAACACCAAGGUCUGACGCCACUGACGGCAUCUCGGGAGAGAAGGCUGUGCUUCAGUAUGAUUGGCUGACAGAGGACCUCGUUGACCUUUACCACACUGAGGUACCCCCAGUCUUCAGGGGACGGGGUGUCGGCAAACUCUUGGCGAAGGCUGCCUUGGAACACUUCACAGAGAAAAAGAUCAGGAUGUCACCAACAUGCACUUUCAUCCAGAAGUAUGUCAAUGACAACCCAAGUCCAUCAUAUUCAUCGUUGAUUGUGUCAGACAUUCCUCGGCCAGGUCUAUAGGGACCAUCUGUGGGGAGGUCUCCAGGUCCGGGAUGUAAGCAGCCAACCCUAGUCAGUUCUCUCGGGACAUUACUUACUCCACUAGCAGUACUUGACGGACGUUCCUAAUCCUAUAACCUACAUAUUCAUUGGAUCACGCAUUUAAUUCAAUGAUUUGUGAAAGGUUUGACAUUUUAAUGAAUGCAAAGAUUCUGUGUGACACCUAACUACAGUCAAAUACUAACAAUCAAUUGUCAAUACCUGUGCCAGGGGUUUUCCCAUAAGACAGACCUCCCAAAAGACAAACCGCUUAUAACAACACAUUUUAUAGUUGGUUGCAUAAGGCCUUAUAAGCUGUACCCUUGAUAAUAAUGGUAUGUGCCCAGAUAAAAAAGACAACAUUAGUUAUUAACUAUAGUUUUAUCAAUUCAUGUAAUGAAUUACGAUUUUUAA
This is a messenger RNA of Haliotis rubra (blacklip abalone), 867 nucleotides long. RefSeq names its product protein NATD1-like. Lineage: Eukaryota; Metazoa; Mollusca; Gastropoda; Lepetellida; Haliotidae. The record is from RefSeq and is a predicted model, not a curated record. The coding region runs from base 1 to 435 and encodes 144 amino acids. The transcript has 4 exons.